CAUUAAACCAGUUGAAUUCGAUCCGCUGAUGACCGACUCAUCAGAGUCAAACCUCACUGCCUGAUCUAUUCGUCUAGACGCUACUACCAUCCCCGCCAUAUCAAACAUCUCAAUCUGGUUACGUCUCUUAUCAUCCAUCAUCGUCCCAGCGAGGGAGUGUUCAAGAUCAUCCGAUCGCGUUCAUGGCGGAAACCCUAGCACGCCUUGACACUGAGUCCCCGGAGGAUUCCUCCUGGAUCAAUCUUCACUACCACUCUGGCUUCGGCAACCACUUCUCCUCCGAGGCCAAGCCCGGUGCACUCCCCGCCGACCAGAACAACCCUCUUCUCUGCCCGUUUGGCCUCUACGCCGAGCAAAUCUCCGGCACUUCCUUCACCGCCCCUCGCCGCCUUAAUCAGCGCAGUUGGUUGUAUAGAAUCAAACCUUCGGUCACUCAUGAGCCGUUCCAUCCCCGUUCUCCGCCUCACCGUCGCCUUGUUGGUGAUUUCAAUCAGUCCAAUAGCUCCGCCAACCCCACUCAGCUGCGCUGGAAGCCGGCGGAUCCUCCGGAUUCCCCAACUGAUUUCGUCGAUGGCCUUUAUACGGUUUGUGGAGCGGGCAGCGCUUUCCUUCGUCAUGGAUACGCCAUUCACAUGUAUACUGCCAAUAAAUCUAUGGAUGGUGCAUUUUGCAAUGCUGAUGGUGAUUUUUUGAUAGUUCCUCAAGAAGGAAGAUUGUGGAUAACAACAGAAUGUGGUCAAUUGCAAGUAUCUCCUGGUGAAAUUGUUGUUCUACCUCAAGGAUUCCGUUUUUCUAUCAAUUUGCCUGAUGGCCCAUCACGUGGCUAUGUUGCUGAGAUUUUUGGUACCCAUUUCCAACUUCCUGAUCUUGGCCCGAUUGGUUCUAAUGGUUUGGCUGCUGCAAGGCAUUUCCUUACUCCCACAGCUUGGUUUGAAGAUCGUAUUCAUCCAGGUUACAUCAUUGUGCAAAAGUUUGGUGGUGAGCUGUUUACUGCAAAACAAGAUUUUUCGCCAUUCAAUGUAGUUGCUUGGCACGGGAAUUAUGUACCAUAUAAGUAUGAUCUUAAUAAGUUUUGCCCAUUUAACUCUGUUCUGAUUGAUCAUGGCGACCCAUCAAUAAACACAGUGUUAACAGCCCCAUCUGACAAACCAGGUGUUGCUUUGCUUGAUUUUGUGAUAUUCCCACCUCGAUGGCUGGUUGCUGAGCAUACAUUUCGCCCUCCUUAUUAUCACCGCAAUUGCAUGAGCGAGUUUAUGGGCUUAAUUUUUGGUCAAUAUGAGGCCAAAGCUGAUGGAUUUCUCCCUGGAGGCGCAAGCCUUCAUAGCUGCAUGACACCACAUGGGCCUGACACCAAAACAUACGAGGCUACAAUUGCACAAGGUGACGAUGCUGGUCCAUCUAGGCUAAGAGCCACAAUGGCCUUCAUGUUUGAGUCGUCAUUGAUUCCUCGUGUCUGUCAAUGGUCUUUGGAAUCUCCUCACUUGGAUCCUGAUUACUAUCAGUGUUGGAUUGGAUUGAGGUCUCAUUUUUCAUACAAUGAGACAGAUGAGGUGAUAGAUGGAAUCCGCAAUGUUAGUGUUUAACUAAUUUAUUUUAGCUUAAGAAGUUCAUCAACCAUCCAGAUGUAUAUAAUAUAGUUCAGAUCUAUCAGCAAAAUAAAUGUUUGAAAAAGUUGGAAGUUGGAACUACUUGCUGUGCAUGAAUAAAGUGUAGCAUGGUGGCAGACUUACAUUGUGUUCUUAUAUUAUGCAGAGGAUGCUAGCACUAUGCAGGUGUUGUUUAGGGUUUGCAAAUAUGAGCAGCUCUGGUUGCUUAUUGUAUUUUUUACAAAGUGAAACCUGUGUGAUUGGCGCAGCAUAUGCAUUUUGUAUGUUAUGCUUUGAUGCUAAUCUUUAACAGAAGUUUCACAUAUUGAGAUUUAAGUGAUACUUUAUAUCUUUUCACA
Messenger RNA from Dioscorea cayenensis subsp. rotundata (Guinea yam), 1945 nucleotides. RefSeq names its product homogentisate 1,2-dioxygenase. The coding region runs from base 183 to 1583 and encodes 466 amino acids. Gene Ontology annotation, biological process: L-phenylalanine catabolic process. The transcript has 9 exons. Gene Ontology annotation, molecular function: homogentisate 1,2-dioxygenase activity. The record is from RefSeq and is a predicted model, not a curated record. NCBI's taxonomy places the organism in Eukaryota, Viridiplantae, Streptophyta, Magnoliopsida, Dioscoreales, Dioscoreaceae. Gene Ontology annotation, cellular component: cytoplasm.